GCAAGGUGUGUGUGUGUGUGUGUGUGUGUCUCUCUGCGUUUUAGUUAGUGUGCGUACAUACAUGCAUGCAUGUGGUUUUGCCACCCACGGCCAUUGACAGGCGUGUUCCACUCCCAUGGUGAAGCGUGUUCCUCCCAGGUAAUUUCACCUCAUGUCACGCACUGCCCUAUCUGGUGUCCUUCCUCCUGAAAAACCACAGUGGUUCUUCACACACACACACACACACACACACACACUGUAACACUUGGUUCCUCAGUGCACGGCGGCUGCAGCAGUAAUGGGGCCAUCACAAGACUAUCACGUCUGGUUUAGGAGAUGGCAGAAUGAGGAUUUGGUAUGAUCAGGAUGGUGUGUGUGGCAGCUGUGAAGGAGAUUACUCCGGGGCCUGAUCUUGUAAAUGUAACCGCAUCAACGCCCUUACAGAGGUCUACAACAAGGCAACGAGAUCGGUCCAGAGGACCGUGCCUCAGCCACGACCAGUAACACUCUGCGAGGAGAUUACCAUACUGAGAUAUAUCAUUCACUACAGACACUAUGGUUCUGGAUGCUGAAUGGGAAGCAGGUGCUUACAGCUUUACCCUCCGUUAGCACGCUGGUUGCUGAUGACAUAUACAUACCACAGUGUCAUUGUGCUUCUGUAUAGAAAAUAGAGAGAAGUGGAGACAGAGGGGGGGUAGUACAGAUAGAGAAAAGGGAGAGAUUGCGAUGAAGCAGGACACAGAGAGGUAUCAAGAAAUGUGGAGAGGGAGAGAGAAUGCAUCAAUGUGUGAGACAGGAAGAAAGAGCUAGGAGAGACAGAUGUGUGUGUGUGUGCAUGUCAUUGCCCCGGCCAGUCAGCCUAUUGUGACAGCUAGGCUACCUCUGUUUCUGUCCCUAGGCCUGAUACGAUCAAACUAGCAGAUGGUAUUAUAGCACUGAGUGGUGUGGUCUCAUUUCAUGAAGUCGACAGACAGAUGUAUGUUUUUCCAGCUUUAAAACACAUUACCGGCCUCUGUUAUGGGAAGGACAAACUGAAUUAGACAGCCACUGAUGAAACGAUGUACUGUCCAACAAAAUGUACUGUUAAUGGGAUCCAGAAAAGAAAGACUGACUGACACUGUCUUCAUUGCAGUGUCAGAUGGGUUUUACUAAUCUGUUUUGUUUGUGUCUUUCUUUGAAGUGCGCUUGUCUUUGUUGGGCAUUUACAAAUCCCUGGCUCAAAUUCACUUUGCUGUAGUGCCAAAUGCAUGGCGGCAUUGCCUUUAUUUUUUCUUUAUAGGAAUUAAAACCAAUGGGAUAACAAAGGUAUUGCCUUCCAAACCAUGGAUUAGAUAUGUUUUUAGAGAAACUCUCUCUCUUACUCUUCUGGUUGGGUUGGAAGGUUAAUGUGAAUGUCUAGUUCUUACUAGUCAGCAAGCAAGGUGGAGAACGUCCACAGUUCCCUUCUGUUAUGACCCCCAUAUCGCCCCCCAAACCACACACGCUCACGUACAGAACACGUCCUCUACUUCUGUGUACAUGUCUCUCUACCCCCCGUGUCUCGUCUGUCUGUGCACUAGCUCCUUGUUUCCUAGCAUUGGUGUAAUUAGCUUUAUCAGCAGCCAGAGCUCCUGCCUCGCUCAGGGGAGGGAGAGGAGAGUCAUUAUCUCCCUCAUUUCCUUCCCUCCAGCACACAGACAGACAGACAGACAGACAGACAGACUGUUGCACAUUUCCACACAGACAUGGGAGUGCACAGGCAGGCACACGUACAUGGAUGUACUCACACACACACACACACACACUGGCAUAGAGAUGUUAGCUCAUCCUCUCCUUCUCCCUCAGAGAUUCAUGUAUGAGCAGUAUUCAGUCAUACUAGAGGCCCUACAUGUGUCUGUCAGGACUGGAUUGGCUCUGACUCUUCACAAGGUUACAGCACCGCCCCUCUCUUCAUCACUAGCAGUAGCUAUCACUUUAGAAUCCUGCUCAGGCCAAAACAGCCCCCAGGGUACAGACGGGCUGUGACGGAGCACUGGGUGAGUCACCAGUACUGAGCAGCUGGAUGUGUGUGUCUGGAGGUGGGGGUGGAACUGUGUGUCACACUGUGUCUUUCUCUCCCCUCCUGUCUCUGUCUGUCUGUCUGUCUGUUUAUCUCCUGCGUUCUCAACCUGUGUGAGUGGUUAUUACCGUAUUUUGGAGUCUGAGGUCAUGCAGAGUUUAGAGGGACAGCCGGCCAGUGUUCAAAAGAGGCAUGGGCCACACACACACUGCGCUGGUCGUGCUAUAGGAGGUGCUGUGUGUGAUUGGCAGAUUGGGAAGCAGUCAGAGGCCAACAGUAGACACACACCAGCCUCCCCCAGAACAAAUAAGUGUAUCCACCCCCUCAUCUGUCACUUUCUGUGUGUUUUGUAUGCUUGCUUAUCUGUCUUCUCUGCCAAUGGGAGAUUUGAAUUCAAUUGGACAGAAAUAGGGGCAGAUUUAGCAUGUAUUCAGAUAUCUCUCCACGGGAAAAGGAGGUCAGCUAGUACCACACUGGUUCCAUAUGUAUAGUUAUUUUUUGGAACACAUAUUUCUGGUAAACAGUUGCUCAAUUCCACGGUUACAGAAUGAUGCUGAGACGUAUGUCAAACAAAAGCAGUCAACUCUUUGGACAAGGAUGACUUUUUCCACGUUAAAUUUCCUUAAUAAUUUCCACAGAACAUUUUACAAAAACCCAUUUACUUGAGGAAUGGUGGCGCUUAAAAAUGUGGUAACAGAAUGACGGCACAAACUGUUACCAAACUUUGCAUCUGCACAGUCCAACUAAAUGUGUUUUUGUAACAUUUUCAGUAGCAACUGUUAGAAGUCGUCCUCGUGCGUAGAGUUGUAUGGUUUGUUUAACUUUGCAGUCACAGGUUUCUGUUUGACGUGCAUUUUAAAGUGAACAAUCUGAGUCUCGGCAUCAUCCUGUUAGUGUAGAAUUGUCCAGUAGUAGAUAUGAUGAAGAUCAUGGUACAAUAGAAAGCAUUUUAGGAAUCACUGGCACAGUUAGCUCCAUUGUAAAAUUGGCCCAUAUGUGACAUCACAACUGCCUAUACAUUUACAACCCACUAUUAUUUACAUUAGUAAGCCUAAACUAUAACCCAUGUCUGUUUCUUCCUGCUUGGUGCACAUUGUUUCCUGUUCUCUGUGUUUACAGUGGCAGUCCAUUUCACUUGUGGCCUUGGGGCGAUGGCGCCACUCUUACCAUGGCAGAGGCCGAGAGAGAAAGCUAAGAUGAAUGGGUGUUUUCUGAGACCAGCGAAGGCUAAGAGACUGAGCCUGGCCCUUUCUCUCCACUAAGAUGACUGGGUCAUCCACCGUAGAGUGUGGAGACACCGUGGGAGACGUUGAAGGCCCCACUCCCCAGUCACAUCAGUGUAUGAUGGUUUUGAAUGAAGAAUGCGACCAGAACUGGUACAAGGCAGAGCUGAAUGGGAAAGAAGGCUUCAUCCCCAAAAACUACAUAGAAAUGAAGGGACACCCGUGGUUCUAUGGUAAGAUCCCCCGGGCGAAGGCAGAGGAGAUGCUGAACAAGCAGAGGCACGAUGGGGCCUUCCUCAUCAGAGAGUCGGAGAGCGCACCUGGAGACUUCUCCCUCUCUGUCAAGUUUGGUAAUGACGUGCAGCACUUCAAGGUCCUGCGUGACGGGGCUGGGAAGUACUUCCUGUGGGUGGUCAAGUUCAACUCUCUCAACUCCCUGGUGGACUACCACCGUUCCACCUCUGUGUCCCGCAACCAGCCCAUCUUCCUCAGGGACAUCGAGCAGGUCCCACAGCAUUCAACGUACGUGCAGGCGCUGUUUGACUUCGAUCCUCAGGAGGACGGCGAGCUGGGUUUCCGACGCGGCGACUUCAUCCAGGUCCUGGACAACUCCGACCCCAACUGGUGGAAAGGGGCUUGCCACGGCCAGACGGGCAUGUUCCCGCGCAACUACGUCACGCCAGUCAACCAAAACAUGUGAUUGGCUAAGUGAAUAAUGACAUGUCCCCCAUUGGCCCAUUUACACCCCCUCAGGACUUUGAGGGACACUUCAGAAACAGACCUAAAUGAGGAAUGGAAGAAUGGGAAGAGGAACAAAAAUCCUGCAAAUACACAGAGCGAGAGGCAGAUUUCAUUACUCAGACUCUACAGUUGACUGUGGAUUCUCUGAUGCAAUGAGGGAGACACACGGAACAGAGAAGCAUUGCAAAGGAACCUAAAUUGAAGUUAAAAAAAAACAAACACAAGGGAUCCGGCUGUAGCUUGGCUCCGGCAACGGCCUCCCUUCUUAUACGUUCUUUGUUUUCUUUCAUUAUGCAUAACAUCACCAUCCUAUGUUAGUCUAUUAGACAAAGACAAUGAAGAAGAUGUCAGAGACCAAAGACUCUAGUCUAGUGUGUUAUUGAUCUCAACCCAACUUUGGGAGAGAAGGACCAUGGACUGGAGAGAAAUUCUAUUGUUUUCGAUGUGUAUGUAUAUCUCUAAAUAUUUGUACUUUGAGCCUG
This is a messenger RNA of Oncorhynchus masou masou (cherry salmon), 4463 nucleotides long. RefSeq names its product growth factor receptor-bound protein 2-like. NCBI's taxonomy places the organism in Eukaryota, Metazoa, Chordata, Actinopteri, Salmoniformes, Salmonidae. Gene Ontology annotation, molecular function: epidermal growth factor receptor binding; phosphotyrosine residue binding. The coding region runs from base 3281 to 3940 and encodes 219 amino acids. Gene Ontology annotation, biological process: signal transduction; regulation of MAPK cascade. Gene Ontology annotation, cellular component: COP9 signalosome; nucleoplasm; plasma membrane. The transcript is spliced from 5 exons. The record is from RefSeq and is a predicted model, not a curated record.